Selaginella moellendorffii is the source of this 1411-nucleotide messenger RNA. RefSeq names its product UDP-rhamnose/UDP-galactose transporter 3. The coding region runs from base 187 to 1263 and encodes 358 amino acids. Gene Ontology annotation, cellular component: Golgi apparatus. Gene Ontology annotation, molecular function: antiporter activity; nucleotide-sugar transmembrane transporter activity. NCBI's taxonomy places the organism in Eukaryota, Viridiplantae, Streptophyta, Lycopodiopsida, Selaginellales, Selaginellaceae. The record is from RefSeq and is a predicted model, not a curated record. The transcript is spliced from 5 exons.
UAGAAAUAGAGCCCGGAGGAAAAGGGGGAAAAGAAGCGCCCAGCGCGCUAGAUUUGGAAAUUAGGGUUCUUGUGUUUGGUCCCGCGGUAGGGUAGAUUCCGGAGGGGAUCGGUGGGGAAAUCUGGGACACCCUGCGCGCCGGAGCUCAUGGUGGUGUGAAUCGCGUCCCGGAAUUUUAUCGCAGCGAUGGCGAGCGAGAAGAGGCAGAGGCUGGCGGGGGAUGUGGGAUCCUGGGCGCUCAAUGUCGUCACUUCCGUGGGCUUGAUCUUCGUCAACAAGGUGGUUAUGUCGAGCUAUGGCUUUAGAUUCGCUACGACGCUCACAGCGUGCCAUUUUGGAGUCACGUCCCUCGCAGGCUUUGCCUCAGCGGCGCUGGGCUACACCACGCUCAAGCCGAUCCCUUUCUGGGAUCUCUUUUGGUUCUCGCUCGUUGCGAACGUCUCCAUUGUGGGAAUGAAUCUUAGCCUUUUGCUCAACUCGGUCGGCUUCUACCAGAUCGCGAAGCUGAGCAUGAUACCAGUGGUUUGCGUCUUGGAGAGAGUGCUCAACGCCAAAACUUACAGCAGACCGGUGAUACUCUCGGUGAUCAUGGUCGUGUUUGGCGUCGCCAUUGUCACAGUAACAGAUGUGACUGUGAACUUCAAAGGAUUCAUGGCUGCAGUUAUGGCCGUGCUAGCUACGGCAUUGCAACAGAUCUUCAUCGGUUCGUUGCAAAAGAAGCACAACGUUUCCUCGUUUGAGCUACUGAGCAAGACCGCUCCAAUCCAGGCUGCCUCGCUGCUACCUCUGGGACCAUUCAUGGAUUUUGCCUUGACAGGGAACUACUUGUUGAACUACACCUUAUCGACGGCAGCAUUUCUCUUCAUCAGCCUUUCGUGCCUCCUGGCCGUGGGCUGCAACGUAAGUCAGUAUCUCGUCAUUGGCCGAUUCUCGGCCGUGACGUUCCAAGUUCUGGGACACAUAAAAACGGUGUGUGUUCUUGCGAUGGGCUGGCUGUUUUUCCACGACAUAAUCACGUCCAAGAACAUCCUUGGCAUGGUGAUCACGGUGAUUGGCAUGGUUUUUUACGGAAGAGCUGCCGAGGCCGAGAAGAAGGCCGCAGCGGCAGCCCCGGCUUACAUCAAGAGCAACACCAGCAGCGACCCUUUUACUGUUGGCGACGAAGAAGACGUGUCGUUGCUCAAGGCCAGCGAUUUCCAAGAGCAUAUAGGAGCUCCUCCUGUCAAAGACAUAGAGCUGGGAUUCGAGACAAGCAAGCGGUGAUUGUAUAGGAACAAGAAAUGCUUCUUCAAGAUAGAGAAAAAAAAAGGAGAAUUUGAUCCAAUGAAACUGAAGCUUAAAACACAACGAUGGGGCAAUGAAAAAUUAUGCUUUCAGAUAUAAACUUCAAUCUACUUUUAAAUUUUAAAAA